Aphidius gifuensis is the source of this 2260-nucleotide messenger RNA. It is a transcript of the gene MFS3, whose product is annotated as sialin. Bases 625 to 2082 code for a protein of 485 amino acids. NCBI's taxonomy places the organism in Eukaryota, Metazoa, Arthropoda, Insecta, Hymenoptera, Braconidae. Gene Ontology annotation, biological process: monoatomic anion transport; transmembrane transport. The record is from RefSeq and is a predicted model, not a curated record. Gene Ontology annotation, molecular function: transmembrane transporter activity. The transcript is spliced from 7 exons.
UUAUUAGAAAAUAUAAAAUGUUUAACGAAAAGAAUUAUAUAGAAUCAAAUAUGAUGGCAUUUAAUUUGAUAUUAUUUAUUUCUAAAUAAUGCGAAAAAUAUUUUCGUCAUUCUAAAAAUAAACUCUUGUUAUUUUUUAAAUUUUUAUUUUAUUUUAUACUUAAGUAUAGCUUUUGAUGUAUAAAGAAAUCAUUGUAUUAUCUUUUAUUUUGAAUGCUGCAAUUUUCGAGGGUUGUUACAAGCUGGAAGGAUCGAUGAACUGUAGAAAAUACUUACACAAUAUUAUAAACCAACAAGUUUCAAUCGUAGGGAGGAAAAUGUAUAUGUGUUGAAUGGGUGGUACAUUUAUACAACACAAACAUAUACUGAUGUGUUCAACACAUGGCAAAUGAAAUGAUCAUUCUGAAUGUCGAAAAGACCCACCAAAUUUUCGUCGACAUUCGAUGGAACAAGACGUUAUUUUUUGAGCUCUCUAAUACUUGAAAAUUAUUUAAAAUAUAUUUAUUAAUUCUUUUUUUCAUAGGAAAUUGGUUAUUCAAAUAAUUAUACACAGGUAUAAUUAAAAAUUUUAAUUAAUUUUUAAAAUAAGAACAGUUUAACAGUGUAAUAGUGAAAAGUUUAAAUUAUGGCGGUAGAAUCUACAUCUGGCUAUGAUGACAUUGGAGGUGAUAAAAAGAAAUCACGUUUUACAAUACCCAUGAGAUAUAUUAUGGCAGCAAUGGGCUCAAUGGGUCUUGCAAUUAUUUAUGGAUUCAAGGUCAAUGCAAGUAUUGCAAUUGUUGCAAUGGUUAAUCAUACUGCUGUUGAUAAAAAAUCAAAUACAACAAAAAAUAUUCAAGAUGGUCCAUUUGAUUGGAAUGAAACUAUACAAGGAUAUAUACUGGGAACUUAUUUUGCUGGAUAUUUAGUAUCAAUGAUUCCAAGUGGACAAUUAGCUGAAAAAGUAUCAGCAAAAUGGGUCAUGAAUGUUGCAGUUUUAGCUAAUAUUGUUGCAUCAUUGUUAAGUCCAUUUGCAGCUAAUUUUCAUUGGAUGGGUUUUGCAUUAAUGAGAUUUAUACAAGGACUUGGUGGAGGUGCUAGUUUUCCUUGUAUGCACGUUAUGAUUGCAGCAUGGUCACCAACAAAAGAACGUAAUAUUAUUGCAUCAAUUAUUUAUGCUGGUACAGCACUUGGUACAGCAAUUGCUAUUAUUUGUACUGGUGUUAUUGCUGAUAAAAUGGGAUGGCAAGCAAUUUUUUAUGUUGAGGGUAGUGUUUGUCUUAUUUGGUGUGCAGCUUGGAUUUUUAUUGCUGAUUCACCACAACAACAAAAAUUAUUUAUAACUAAAGAAGAAAAAAAAUAUAUUCUUAAUUCAAUUGGAAAAUCUGAGCAUCAAGAUGAGAAUAUUGCAUUUCCUUGGAAAGAAGUAGCUAAGUCAAAGCCAUUUUGGGCAAUUUUUAUUGCUCAUUUUUGUAGUAAUUGUGGAUUUUACAUGCUGUUAACUUUAUUGCCUUCAUACAUGGCAACAGUUUUAAAUUUCAAAUUAAAAGAUAAUGCAGCAUUAUCAGCAUUACCAUAUAUUUCCAUGUGGCUUUUUACAAUGAUAUGUAGUAAUAUCUUGGCAGUAUUUCAAAAGAAAGGAUGUAUUACCAUGACAAUGUCCAGAAAAAUUGGAACAAUUUGUGCAUCACUUGUACCGAUGAUUUGUUUAAUGGUUGUUUCUUAUGCUGAUCAAUUUGGAGCUGUUGUUCUUAUGACCAUAGCUCUUACAUUUAUUGGUGGUAUGUACAGUGGUUUUUUGGCAAAUCACAUUGACAUUGCACCUAAUUUUGCUGGCACACUUGUUGCACUUACAAAUGUUUUUGCAACAAUACCUGGCGUUGUUAUACCAAUUGUAGUUGGAAAAUUAACUCAUUCUGCCAAAACUUAUGAAGAAAAAAUAUUCACAUGGAGGAUGGUAUUUUUUACCAUUUCAAUAUUCUACGUUAUUGAGAUUAUAUUUUAUUGCAUUUGGGGCUCAGCUGAUGAACAACCGUGGAACAAGUCAAAUAAAAAAUAUGAAUCAAAUCAAGAAAUACCUUUAGAUAAAAGUAAUGACAAUUAGAUUUAAAAUGUAACUAAAGUAUUGAGUUUUCUUAUUUAAAUUCGUCGAUUACAUCUAUAAUACAUAUUAAAACAAAAAAAAAAAAAACAAUACUUAUAUAAGAUAAUAAAAAAAUAAUAUUCAAGUGCUAUGUACUAGUUUUAAAAAUAAUGAAUUAAAGUUUUAUAGAUAAAAAUAA